Molecule: messenger RNA, 387 nt
Organism: Linum tenue
Lineage: Eukaryota; Viridiplantae; Streptophyta; Magnoliopsida; Malpighiales; Linaceae
Source: the annotation of a GenBank genome assembly
GGAAAGAGAACCAAAACACUGGCUUCCAUAUCAGCACCGCCGAUCCCUCUACUAACCCUUCUCCUCAUAAUCUUCUUCCUCCUCUACCUCUCCUCUUACUCCAACUACAAGCACCACAUGAACCAGACGUUCAUCAGCUUCAAGCUCGUCCUUCUGUUCGUUCCCGUGGCUAUGAUCUUCGCUGCUCAGCUUCUCCCCAAGUUCGAGAGGUUUGUUUUCCCACGCACCAAGGCGGAGUACUACGGCAGCUCGUCGUCGGCGGUGAAGAGGCGGCAGCUUGACCUGCCGUGGGGGAUGGUGGCGGUGGUGGUGUUCCUUCUGCUCAUGGUUUCUUUCCAGUCGUCUCUUCAGUCCAUGUGGUCGCCGGUUGUGCGACGGUCCAGUUGA